Lytechinus pictus (painted urchin) is the source of this 5447-nucleotide messenger RNA. Its product is annotated as uridine phosphorylase 1-like. Lineage: Eukaryota; Metazoa; Echinodermata; Echinoidea; Temnopleuroida; Toxopneustidae. The record is from RefSeq and is a predicted model, not a curated record. Gene Ontology annotation, cellular component: cytoplasm; cytosol. The coding region runs from base 235 to 1113 and encodes 292 amino acids. Gene Ontology annotation, biological process: uridine catabolic process; nucleotide catabolic process. Gene Ontology annotation, molecular function: uridine phosphorylase activity. The transcript is spliced from 7 exons.
GGAUUUUGUGAAUAGCUGAUGACGUAGCAAGGCGUUGAUAGUAUACGUGAAAUCCGUGUGGUGACAAACAGCUAACUUGUUAGUGACGAUAGCCAAUGCGGCGCCAAUUCCGUGUCAUUUUGUUAUUCUACGUAUUCAUUGAAUUGCAUCAUUCAGAAAGAGCUUUUAAACCAAACUUUGGAGAAAUUAAUACAUUUUCUACGUUCACAGAAUUAUAUAAAACUGAGUGAAAACAUGAACAACAAUUGCCAUUCAUCAAAUCUGAAUCCACAUCUAAAGAGCUUUGAAGAAGACACUCUAUUCCAUAUUGGAUUCUCAUCUACUCAUGAUGAUCUCCCUGAGAUGUUUGGCGAUGUCAAGUUUGUAUGUAUGGGAGGUACUUCUAGCAGGAUGAAGAUAUACUCUGAAAGGUUCGCUGAUGAGCUGAAAAUGGAAUGGAUAGAUUACACCAAAGGAGAGAGAUAUGGUAUCUUCAAAGCUGGUCCAGUUUUAUGUAUCAGUCAUGGAAUAGGAAAACCUUCUGCAUCAAUUGUCCUCCAUGAAGUCAUCAAGAUGGUCAACUAUGCUGGAUGCCAAGAUGUUGUAUUCAUACGCAUGGGAACGUGUGGAGGGAUUGACUGUGAAGCUGGCACUGUUGUUGUCUCAGAUAAAGCUCUUGAUGAGAUGCUCAAACCAGAAUAUAACCUGCAUGUUUUAGGCAAGGUGGUCACCCGUCCUACCCAACUAAGUCAUGUAUUAGCAGAGGAUAUUCUGUCAAGUCAGUCAUCUAACAAUGGCUUCAACAUUAUCAGAGGGAAUACAUUGUGUACAUCAGAUUUCUUUGAAGGUCAAGCUCGGAUAGAUGGAGCCUUCUGUCACUAUACAGAGGAGGAUAAGAUGGAAUACUUAAAGAAAGUCAGAAAUGCAGGAGUAAGAAACAUUGAAAUGGAAUCAGCAGUGGUGGCUGGGUUAUGUAAUGCUGCAAAUAUUAAAGCGGCUGUUGUUUGUGUAACUCUGUUGGAUCGCCUGAAGACAGAUCAGGUGACUCUCACACAUGAUCAACUUAUGAAAUACGAGAUGAGGCCAAUGGAUGUCAUUCUUGCUUUUGUCAGUAAGAAAUUAGGUAAACAAUAGAAAUUCCAUUACAAAUAUAUCUUCCUCUUUUUGUUACCAUAGGGGCAUGGGAUGAGUUUGUAAGGAUUCUUAAAUCUUGUUGCCAGGUAUAUAGCAUUUAAAUGUUUUGCUUCUAAGCAGUUGCAAAGAGGGUAUAUUUUAUUAUAUUUGCAUACAAAUAAUAUAGUUUUUAUAGAAUUUGUGUAGAUUUAGAAAAUCAGCAAAAGUGUAUUCCAUUUUGAAAUUUUGAAGACCUUGUACCGCUGGAUGCAUUGUGAUCAUAUAUCUAUGAAUGUAUAUAGAAGCAACAUGGAAAUAAUGAAUUUUGGUGUUCUAAUGAAGUUCUUAUCUAGAAUCUAGAAAAUCCAUCAUAUUUGUUAUAUGCAUGUCUUCAACCAUGUUUAUUUUGAAGGUAUCAUCUUAAAGUACAGUAUUCUUUAAAUAAAAAACUUUAUUAUUUGAUUGUUAAAACAGUUUAGUACCAUGAAGCAUGUGUAUUGAACAGUAAACAUCCAACAAGAGAGAUAAAAAACAAGCAUUUUCAUUAACACGAAUCAACAAAUAUGGAAUUACUAAAUACUAAUAGACUCUGAUCCUUACAGACUGGUUGUUGCCAAAUCAGAUUUGGUGUAAGAGAGGUAAUUUCUGAUAUUUUCAUUCCAUCUCUUUAAUUUAUCUCAUUUAUUACCACAAAAAAAAAUCAAGUAAAUAUAGUCAAAUAUAUCAUGGUAAUACAAUAAACAACUUGUGCUAUUGUUUCAGUAGAAGUAAACAUGUUAGCGUUUGUGUGAAUAUAUAAUCAAUAUUAGAAGAAGUGUGAACUUCAUAAACAACCUUGUGAUUUAUAUUUUUUGAAUGGAGAUGCCCACUAUAAAGCAUAGCUUGUAUUUUGUGGGCUCUUCAACACUUGCGUGAUAUUUUGAUCAUAGUUGGAGGCUUGAUAUUUUAUGUAAGUUAAUGCAGCUGUAUCCAGUACCAGCACCUUUUGGUUUCUUUAAAUGCAGUUACAUAUAAUUUUCACUUGGAUAUAGUGUCUUAGUAUAUCAUCUUCAGUGUUGAGUCCAAUAAUUUAAACUCACUACAUGAGAUUCCAUUCAAAUAACAAAAUAUUAAAGGGAGAGCUUGGUCUAGAAUGUAUUUAAAUUUUAAGACUAGAUAUAAAGACCAUUACUGCCAAACAUACCUUUACUGCCAAUGUUUACUAUUUAGUUCAUGAUUAUUUACUACCCCCCCCCCCCCACCCUUCUCAUCCUAUUCCAUAUGAGUAUGCAUGAUUAUUCCAUGUAAUGAUAAGCAGGCUAUGUUAUAUACUUCUUUUCAAAUGGUGCUUUAUAUUAUUUAUGUUGCAUGUCAGUGCAAUAUGAUAAAGAUAAGGAAUGCCAUGCAAUGACAUGCAAAGGAAUGAUUUUUUUAAUUACUUGUUCAUUUGUUGAUAACAAGUGAUCACUGAAAGACCACUGACUGUGUUCAUAGACUUAUAUCACUUAAAUUACUGUUAUAGACAUUCCAUGUACAGAUUUUUUUAAUCACCCAGCAUAUCCUGCUGUUUUUUAUUUUGUUUCAGGUUCUUUCCUUUUGUUAUGUGAAACAGUGGCCAAAAAGAGGAAUUAUAAGUUAUAAGUGACAGAUUUAUGAUAAGCCAGAAAAAAACCUUAGCAUAUCAAUUGAAAUGUAGGUUUUUGUUUAAUUAUGCAUGCAUAUCUAUAAAGUGGUUAUCAAUCUGUUUUCUUAACUUUGUUUUAUCCAAUAAUGUUCAAUCCAUUUGAAAUAUGAAUUAUCUAGCUCAUUUGCAGGCCUAUCAUUUUGAAUUCAAGAAUACUUUUAAAUUAUUCCAUUAUUUAAAAAAUUAUAACAUGUAUGUUUAGAAUGUGUUCAAUAUGAAAUAACUGAAAUACAUUUUGUGAGUCAAACUAUCAUGUUUAUCUUUAAUUAGAUGUUAUGUCACUUGAAACUCAAUAGAUUUUAAUGUUGUGUAUUUUUUGUACUACAUUUUAAUUAGAUGUUUUCCCAAGUUGAUAAGAGAAUGCUUGACAGAGAAGUCAGACUUAGGAGAAUAGAUUUGAAUGCAAGGCUGAUUGUAUUUAUUCUCACUAAAAACGCAAUUGGUUAUGUGUGAUAUAAUUUCAAGGGUACAGUUGUGCCAUGUUAUCACUCUACAAAUUAUUACAGGUGUUCAUAAUUCCCUCUUUGAUAUUUAUUUUGUAGUAGACGUACAAUUGGUUGUGUCGUGAAGUUAUUCAUGACAUUACAAAACGACUCUUACGGCAAUAAAAAAACCCACUUUGGAUGUUUGUCCAAUGAAAUACAUCACCGAUGCAUUCAUAAAACAUCGAAAUGUAUUCAAGUUUCAGAUCGAAAUCUGAAAUUAUCAAACAGAACAUAAAAAUUUGAAAUAAUCAGUGAUGUUCUGCAUGAAAGAAAAAAAUAUUCAUAUUCUAUAUUGCUUUGGUUUGCUCGUGUGCUACAUUUAAUCUUCAUUUUUGACAUUUUGCUGUUGCACAAUGCACAUAUACUGUAUAUUGACUGCAAUACUGUUUAAUAGCUGAAAAGCAAAUUUCAUUCUCACUAGUAGCCACAUUGUGAGGCAAUACAAUCAGCAAUAAUUUCAUACAUAUUUGACCUUUACUGCGACCUAAUGGCUUCCACUUCACCAGAGUUUGAAUAAUUUUUUUAUCCUCGGAAUCCAAAUCACAGAUUUGGGAUGACCGUAAAGCAUAUUGGAAAUAUCAUCUUUAUACCGACACAAUUGCACAUACUAUAUAGCCAUUUUGUUCUCAAGAAUCGUAUCAAAACCGACAAUACCUUCCCCAUUUUGAGGUCAGUGGAGCAAGAAAUAGUCUCAGCAGAUCAAUUUGCAUUACAUUAUACAGUGAGGUUUGAAGCUAUUGGUAUAUUCAGGGAGUUGGGAGUACUACCUGGUAUAUUGCACCAUAUGAAUGGACUGUGAUUUAUUUAUUAUUGCAAAAAUAAUCAAAAAUUGUUUUGUACUUCUGGCAAACUGCUCGUAUUUUUUUUGGCUUUCUGAACCAUGAAAAUAAAAUAAAAUAAAUUUAUAUUUUCGACCAGAGUGCAUAUGUAUGUGUGCUUGCAGUCUGCUCCAUGUACAUUUAUCGUUCUUCCAAUUUGUGGAAUACAAUAGUUGAGUCACAGUAUUGAUAACUAUUGAUAUUAUUUCAUUCAUUCAUUCAAGUUUACCUAAGAUACUGGUCAGUAUACAAUUACAUGUAGGAAAAAGCAAAGUAUGAUAAUAAAAGUGUAGGCCAUAGCAUAACGAGGAGCAAGUAGAGGCAAUCAAACUAUAUUUUUCUUAUGAACUUAUUGACUCAGACACUUCCAGUCCCGGUUUUGAAAGACAGUAUCACCAUUUACAAUGGAUAGCGCUUUCAGUAAUCAACAGCAAUCUAUGAUGUUAUUUGGGCAUGAUUUUCACCACUUGUUAUCGAUAGCACAAAUAUGGUCAUGAGUGGAGACGGAUCGCAUUUGGCAAUCAGUUGCCACUCAUGAUGAGGAGCACACAGACAUGCAUUUUUUUAUAUAAAUGCAUUCUUUUACCACUGGUGAUUGAUAGCAUUAUAUCCAUUAUAAGCGAAAGGGAGGCAUGCCUUCUAUCUAUCGGUGACCUGGGUCACUGAAUAGACGAAAAUCAAUUGUAUAGCCGCUCUGCAAAAUAAUUAUGUCUGGAUUAUGUAGUUGUGAUUAUCAUUAAUUGGACCCAUAUUUGCAUUGUAGUAAUUAUUGCCGCAGAGUUUGCAUGUUUUUUGUGUCAUAAAUCUCUGAAUUUCCUAUUUUUUGGGACUCAUUUCUUAUAGUAUGAAAAGAUAUUUUGUAUAUGGGAUUUACCAACUUCAAGCAAGACUGACAUUCUCAUUGUUUGUGUGAUUUACAGGUUCCAUUUGAGGCUAGCCUUAGGCCUAUUGAGAUUGUUAUUAUAUGGAUGACAAUCAAAAUGUUUUACUUUUGUUUUGUUUUGUAUUCCUAAACAGUGUGGACAUAUAUAGUGUCUUAGUUUAUUCAUUGUGUAGAGCAGAGAAAAAAUACAAAAGAGUACAAUAAUUUGCUUACAUUUUUUCAUUAAAGAAGGUUUGUCAUUGUUUAAUCUGUUGACUGCGCAAGCUUCUUUUUUUUUUACAUUUCCAAUUGUUUAAACUCUAUUUAAACUGCGUUGCCUUGAAAAGAGGCCAUAUUUAAUUCCAUAGUAUUUUGCUGUGUCAAAUCAUGUUCUGAAAUGAUAAAAAUAAGUACGAAAUAUUAUUUUAAUUGCAAUAUUGCAGAGUGUUAUUGCUGAAAUGCUAUAAGGUGGUGUGAUGUUGCAUGUUGAAAAAUUUUCCUAUUAAAACCUGAGCUUGAUACUAAAA